UGCAGGAGUCAUGUCAGGGGACCUCUAGAGCCAAUCUGCUUGGGUGGAGGAGCAAUAAUUAUUCAUGGGCUCCUGCCUCUUGCUCCUUCUCUUGCACAGCCCCACUCUGCUGACUCAGUGCCUUAUUCAGUCUUCUCUCUCUCUCCACUGCUGUAGCUGGACCCCUUUGCCUUCACCACCUCUGAGAGGCUGCACAUCCCACCAUGGCUAAAACAGCAAUGGCUUACAAGGAAAAGAUGAAGGAGCUGUCCAUGCUCUCCCUGAUCUGCUCCUGUUUUUACCCGGAACCUCGCAACAUGAACAUCUAUAAAUAUGAUGACAUGGAAGUGAAACAGAUCAACAAACGUGCCUCAGGCCAGGCCUUUGAGCUGAUCUUAAAGCCGCCAUCUCCGGUCUCAGAAGCACCACGAACUUUAGCUUCUCCAAAGAAGAAAGAACUCUCUCUUGAGGAGAUCCAGAAGAAGCUGGAGGCUGCAGAGGAGAGGAGAAAGUCCCAGGAGGCCCAGGUGCUGAAACAUCUGGCAGAGAAGAGAGAACAUGAGAGAGAAGUGCUUCAAAAAGCUUUGGAGGAGAACAAUAACUUCAGCAAAAUGGCAGAGGAAAAGCUGAUACUGAAGAUGGAACAGAUCAAAGAAAACCGUGAAGCUAAUUUAGCUGCUCUUAUUGAACGUCUCCAAGAGAAGGAGAGGCAUGCUGCAGAGGUCCGUAGAAACAAGGAGCUCCAGGUGGAACUGUCUGGCUGAAAACACCGAUGGUGGAUGUGACCUAUUCCCACCAUUAGUAAACUCCCCCUGCCUAUAUUAUGGAUCAUGAGAUAUCAGUAUGGGAAAUGUAUGACAUGGUUUAAAAAAAAAAUAAAAUAAAAAUCAAGAACUCAACCACAACAACAACAAAAAAAAAAAAAGCAAACAGCAACUUUAAGAAAGAAACAAAAAUAAAAACCAACCCAGUGUGGUCUCUUUGCAGAAUGAUUUGCUUGAUGUUUAAAAAAAACAAAAAAACUUGGAUCUUAUUUUGUAAAUACUUACAUUUUUGUUAAAAAAUACAAGUAUUGCAUUAUGCAAGUUAUUUCAUAAUCUUACAUGUCCUGUAACAGGCUUCUGAUGUUGUCUACUUCCACUCGGUUGAAUUUGCUGGGUCUGUUCAUUCAAAGCACUUCACGUCUAACCCUGUCCCCCUGCGCCUCUUCAUUCGAACCCACGAGGUCAGUAGUAGUUCUAUGGUGCUAGAGACCAGUCAUUGCCUAAUAACCUAGACUGCUUUGCCAUCGAUGAGCUUUGUUGAAACAGUGACUAGAUCACAGGCAAUCAUGACUUCAUGUUCUGCUGUCCGAGACAAAAGGCUCUUAAGAUGUAGUGUCUUCAAACGCAACUCAGCGCUGCGGGAGUCUGUAGCCUGCUAUAAAAUCGAGGUUGAAUUGCCACAGGCAGCGCUUGUUACCUCUGCUUUUUGAGGUGAAGGCAACAAACCCACCUGUGCAACAGAACAACAGCAAAUGGGAUCUGUUUGAGGCAAAUUUAAGAGGCAUAUUGUAAACCAUCAAGCUAUGACAAAUUCUGGGCAAUGCCAAACAGCCACACAAAUGCUAAUUGUAAAGUCAGCUUCUUUCACCACUUGAAAAUUUAUCAAUGGAGCAACUAAUAGAUAGCAUCAAGUGGCUUUAUCUGUAGGUGCCAUGAUCUAUGAUGCUUAUCUGAUGCUACCAUACUACGUGUUUAAUAGUACAAGAGGCUAACAAAUAUUUCACCUGGAACCCAUGAGCCAGUUACUACCUUUUCUCUUCAUUUUUUUUACACUGCUGACUUCAUUCAUCAUGAACUUUACUCUUGAGUGUUAUCUAACCCUACCUAGUGACAGACAUCUAGGGCUGAGAGGGCUGAAGCAGGAGGAAUGACUAGACAGGGUGCUUGUGCCAAGUACAGUAUCACCAAACCUAACACAUCGUCCCCAAAAUAGCUGCAGUUUUGAAGUUGUCCCUGCCCCCCUGGAGGUUGCUGCCUGCAUAUUCUACUCUUCAUUAGUGCUAUUUUCCUGUAUGUCAUUGUGAGCAAGCUGUGAUUAAUAAAGAAUUGGGGUUCUGUGAACUGAAAAA
Molecule: messenger RNA, 2092 nt
Organism: Pogoniulus pusillus (Red-fronted tinkerbird)
Lineage: Eukaryota; Metazoa; Chordata; Aves; Piciformes; Lybiidae
Gene: STMN2
Product: stathmin 2
Exons: 5
Coding region: 204-743 (179 amino acids)
Biological process (GO): microtubule depolymerization; neuron projection development; regulation of microtubule polymerization or depolymerization
Cellular component (GO): growth cone; neuron projection; cytoplasm
Molecular function (GO): tubulin binding
Source: RefSeq, a predicted model, not a curated record